This is a messenger RNA of Cylicostephanus goldi, 579 nucleotides long. NCBI's taxonomy places the organism in Eukaryota, Metazoa, Nematoda, Chromadorea, Rhabditida, Strongylidae. The record is from the annotation of a GenBank genome assembly.
GACAUCUUGGAAGAGGCGAAGCGUGAGUUCAAAUUUGCUGCGAAUGGCACAGGAAAGCUUAGGCUUGUAUACGUUGGGCAAAGCAGCCAGAGCAUGCGGGCGUACAUGAUUUUCAAGGAGGAAACAUCGGUAAUGGAAGUCUUCCAGAAAACUAUGACGCCGUCCAUGUAUAUGGGCCGCGUUGAAGAGGUCCCGCAGGAUCAGCUGGUAGUCAAGAGUAACGAGUAUCUGGUGCCUAUAGCUCACUUUGAUAAGGAUCCAGGGCGAAUGUUUGGAGUGCCAUUCUUCUUGAAGGUAUCAAACGAUGAGCUAUUGUCGAGCGUUCGCGAGCGUAUCCAAGCUAGACUGGACAUACCGGAUAAGGAGUAUGAGAAGUAUAAAUUUGCGCUCAUCUCGUCUUCAAGAGUUGUGAGGUAUCUGGAUAUGACAUCAACAGGAAGGGUAAAUCUUGCCGAACUUGGACAUACUCAUGUUGCAUCAUUGGCUACAUCGCCGUAUCUUGGCCUUGAUCACAUGAACAAAUCUCGUGGAGCUCGUGGGUCACACGCUGCAGAGAAAGCUAUAGUAAUACAUAACUAA